This is a messenger RNA of Paralichthys olivaceus (Japanese flounder), 4951 nucleotides long. RefSeq names its product nerve growth factor receptor b (gene ngfrb). Gene Ontology annotation, biological process: Rho protein signal transduction. Gene Ontology annotation, molecular function: nerve growth factor binding; coreceptor activity; death receptor activity. Gene Ontology annotation, cellular component: plasma membrane; cell surface. NCBI's taxonomy places the organism in Eukaryota, Metazoa, Chordata, Actinopteri, Pleuronectiformes, Paralichthyidae. The record is from RefSeq and is a predicted model, not a curated record.
AGCAAAGCGCACAGAGCCAAACAUCCAUUGGGUCAAAUCUCAGCGAAUUUACGCACUGACUGGAUUCUGUCUGCAGACGGAGCUCAUGGACGGAGCGUGAUACAAACCUGAGAGCGAAGAGUUACUUGGAUAGUUUUCUUUUUAUCACCAACAAAUAACCUCAAGACACAGACACGCGCAAAAGAAAAAAAAAAGUAUGUUUGUCUCACUGAGAAAUCAGUGAGAGCCGCAUCCUCCAGCUUCACAUCCACCCGUCCACCCACCAUCCACCGCAAAUGACUUACAGGAUGAAUUCCGCGUUCGUAGCAGUGUUCCUCGGAGUGGUCGGAGCUCUGGCCAAUAAACAGGAUUGUUUGUCGGGCCAGUAUACAACCAGCGGGGAGUGCUGCAUUCAGUGUCAGCCCGGAGAGGGUGUCACCAGACCAUGUGGAGUCUCACAGACCGUCUGCGAGCCUUGCCUCGACAGUGAAACUUUCUCAGAAUACCUCAGUCACACAGACAAAUGUCAGGCGUGCACACAAUGCACGGGUCUGCUCCGCAUGCAGACACCAUGCACAGACUCCAACGACGCCACCUGUGUGUGCAACUAUGGCUACUACCUGAAUGACCUCUCUCAGCGGUGUGAGCCCUGCACCAAGUGUCCGGAGGGCCAGGGCAUGCUGCUCAGCUGCGAGCAGGACCACGACACCAUAUGUGAGAUGUGCAUUGGGGACACGUACUCGGACCAGGAGAGCUCCCGAGACCCCUGCAUCCCCUGCACCACCUGUGAUGAUGAGGAGGUGUUGGAGGCCUGCACAUCUUUCACGGAUACAGUUUGUCAAGUUCAAUACAGUGAAGUGUCCCCCACCCCCUUUUUGGGUUCCUCCAUGCCCACCUAUGACAACUACGGGCUGGAUGACCCUCCACCAGAGGGCUCGACGGACAGGACCACCACAACCACGAAUGGCGAUACCCAGAAGCUUCUCUACCAGGGUCUGAACGACAAACUUAUCCCCAUCUACUGCUCCAUCCUGGCAGCUGUUGUGGUCGGACUUGUGGCCUUCAUCAUAUUUAAGAGGUGGAACAGCUGCAAACAGAACAAGCAGGGAGCCAACAACUGCACAGCCAACCAGAACCAGACGCCAUCACCCGAGGGCGAGAAGCUGCACAGCGACAGCGGCAUUUCUGUGGACACCCAAAGUCUGCAGGAGCAGCAGGGCCAGACUCAGGCACAGACAGUCGUCACCAUGGACGAGGAGCCUUGUUUGCUCCUUCCUCUUCACACCAGAGAGAAAGUGGAGAAGCUGCUGUUCAGGGGCACUGAAGGGGACAACUGCGACCACAUGGAAGACAGCGACUGGUGCAACCUGGCGGGCCUCCUGGGAUACGAGGAGGAGCGGAUUGCGACCUUCCGGCAGGAAGAGCAUCCCGUCCGCGCGCUCCUGUCUGACUGGGCGAGCAAGGACUGCGCCAGCAUCGACUCGCUGUGCACUGCACUGCGGAAGAUCAACCGUGACGACAUCGCCCAGAGUCUGCUGCUCAGCCCGAGCGCUCCGAAACCGACCGCCACUUCAGUGGUGUGAUUUACAGCGAGCAAACCACCUGGACCGUAACUGUAAUAUUCCUCCUUCCUCAAUCCAGAUAUUUCAAGCUACAACCACUUUCAGCUCCUCCCCCAUUAAGAUGCUGUGAUUGCACGUGUCAUGUGUAGUGCAGUGUUAGGAUGUCACAAAUCAGACAAAUAAAUAUCAGUAUACUGAGUCAAAUGAAUGAAAAAGACACAAAACUCUUCUCUUAACUAUCAGGAUGUGCCUGUAUUCAGUCCUUGUCACGUUUUUAAAAUCCACACAAUGCAAAACCAGUGUGAAGGCGAAUCAUUAGUAAUCAUUCCAUUGUGAGCCAGGAACAGACACCUGCCUUUCUUCUCUAUUUGACAACUCUCGUCAGUUUCAUUCGACUUUAGCCACGGAGCAGAACUCAGUUUAGAAUGUACGUUAAUGUGGAUAAUCUGGUUCAUCCAUAAUCUUCACUCUCAAACAAGAAUUAUCCGCUCGGCCUUUAAUUAUAGCUUUCAUACGCCAGUGUUGUACCUCUAAAUGCUACCUUUCAAAUCUACGCCACCAAAGAGGAGUAAACAUCUCCAGACGGUACCUGACAAGCAACAUUACUGACAUGCCAUGUAAGGCUUUUUGAAUUUAAGUUGACAAGUGGCUUGUGUCUGCAACUGGGACCGGAUGAGGCCUGCAUACCGCGGAGGAUCUGGAUCUUAUGACAAUCUGAGGAAAGAUGCUUGGACGCUUUUCAAAUGAGCCUGUUGUUUUUCAACGAAAGCCGAGCUCUGCUACAUACUCUAUCUUUGAAAAUUCUUGUGUUAGAUUUAAGACAUGGAGGUGCAGCACAUGUGGGAUUCAUCUCAACUUUGGCUUAAGUGAUUUCUGCAGACUGUUAUAUAAGAGCUGCCGGCUGGACUCUGCCAACCCGGCGGUCUGUUGGGAGGCAACACAUGGGCCUAACCCAACAUCAGCUAUGUAAACUGUUUGUAAAUAAGAGGGCAAGUGCACACACCAAAUAGAUUCUGUGUAUACAUACAAGUACACACAUAGACCCACAAUAUGUAGCCACGCAUGCAUGUACUAUACAAACACACAGACCGUGUAUUUCCAUUCUUAUCUAAUCUAGACGACACAGAAAACUCCACAUCCUGCCAUAUACUGCAUCAAGGGGACCAUACACUGUUUAAUCUCACUACUAAUAGAAAAUAUAAGGUAACUCCGUGUCUUACAAAUAUGAUUAAAAACCAUAACAUUUUAAAUGUGCGCUACAGAUGGUGAAAUGCUACGCUAACAGUAAACAGCAUGCAGAAACUAUAGCAACUAGUGCACAAACUUAAAGACAAAACAAUCGCACAGGGAUACGGUGACAAAGAGACAAAAUCCAGGGUUUUCUAGCCUUUUCACUUCAUUUCUCAGGGUUAUCUCGAACGAUUGUGUUCCAUCAAUGUUACCCUUAAUAUUUUGCCUUCUGUAGCGAACUGAACGAUGUUAUUAUUGUUCAAGAGAAGACAGCGAUUAUCCAAAGCAGUGAUCCUUGCGACUGACAAUCCUUCAAACAGGUGAAAGAGGAAAGAAAAGAAAAGGAAGGGCGUCUUGUUUCCUCAUUGUUUGCAUCAAUGGCCUCUGGAUAAAAGACAUAAGUCACAGGAUGUGGUGUGAAUUCACAGUGAGGGAAACGUGCAGAAGACUUGAACACAGGAAUCUGCAUUUGCAUUAUUCAGCCUGUUUAUGCUCUCGUCUUGGAAUAUGUGAUUUUUACUUUGUGUUGUGUUGCGCUCAUUUAGCUUGAAUUUGUCAAAGCACACUUCAACAAUGUCAUUAUUGUGCUGCCAAACCCUCGGACCUACUUUUCCUACUUUUGUUCACUCUCUGUUUUGGGGAACACGUGAAGGAGUGAAUAUUAAUUCAAUAUACGACCGCGCUAAACUUACAUACAGUAUAUAUCUCAGACUUCAUCUGUUACUCAUAGGUACAACUUGUCACUAACCACUCACAUACCAAGCGUCAUGUCAUAGUGUUACUUUAAAUGAAGGUAUUCUCACUCUACUCUCUAAAGGUUGUUGUAUUUUAAUUCUCAGAUUAAACAUGUAAAUGGUAUUAUGUUUCUCUUAUAUUGUUCUAGAUUGUAGCACUUAAAUGUGUCAUUAUGUCUGUUUUGCAUCACAAGUGCCUGGGAAGUAUUUCAGGUCUCCGCUGAUGUACAUUUUUGUUUUUGAAGUGUUUUUGUAUGUGUACUUUCUUUAUUUGUUUUUUAAACUUGUAAAUAACGUGUAAUUUUCAAGUUUUUAUUUCAUUUAAAGCCUGGAGGGCGCCACUGUACAAAAUGUGAAUGGGACUUUGUUACGAUAUCAGCGCCGUCCUGGUUUAAAAAGACGGGCAAAGGGAAGGGAGGCUCCAGUGUGAGGCAUUUAGUGCAAUUAGCCAAUUAUCUACCAUGAGGUGUAUUAAGGUCCUGUGCAAUGAGGACUGGUAAUGAAUAUUAAAAUACCUUUAAGUACAAUCAGAAAUGGAAAUGCUCUAAUCUCUUGUUUUGUAAAACUCACUUUUCUGUCUGAGAGCUUUAGGAGACGAUCGACUCCUCUGAAUCUUAGCUUGGCGUAAAGAUGGUAAAAAGCUAAAUGUACCAAGCAGCACCUCUAUAGGCUCAGUGUUUGAUAAGAAAACCGACGGAGCCUUUAUUUCAUCCAUAUUUGUGCACGUUUUCUGAGAGCUGACGGAAACAUGACGCAAUGGAGCAGUACCACAGGAAUCGUGGGGGGGCAGUAUCACCAGUAGUUCAAGUGAGCCGACUAGGACUCAGGGAAGAAUUAUCAACACUGGUAGAGAAUUUCUCCCCAGCAAGAUUGUUUCUAAUCUGUGAGGUACCUGAUCUAAUAUUGUGAUUUAAUCAAAAUGUUACACUUAAUUGAAUUAUUCCCUGGUAAAUGAAUAUUUCCAUAAUUAUUGGCCUUCGUAGACAGCAGGAGAGAAACAAUCCAGUCAAGCUAAGAAAAUGAUCCUUAUCACCUCAAAAACCGGGAAAGAAGAUAGAAACUUUUUCUUGAGCGAUGUUUGUUUACUUUUAUAGAUAACAUUUUUUAAUUUAAUAACAAUGACCCGAAAUGUAAUUUCCUGUAGAAUAACCCGAGCUGAAGGUGAACAUGUCACAACAUUGCACUUGACAGUAACAAAGUCAUCCUGCAGAUGGUGGUGGGAGGUUGAAAUAAAACACUGUGUUUGGAUGAUUCUUUUUUUUUUUUAAUCCCUGGUAAUGUAGCUCACAGUGACAAAGACUGACACCAGGACUGAAUUGUACAGAUGUGAGAAAUACUGAAUGUUCCUUGUGUACUAAUGACAUAUACUGUACUAUACUUAAUGUGAAUUUGCAAAAUUCCUACAGCAGACUAGCAGUAAAACCACUAAUAAAGCUCUUAAAUCCA